Molecule: messenger RNA, 2083 nt
Organism: Babesia bovis T2Bo
Lineage: Eukaryota; Apicomplexa; Aconoidasida; Piroplasmida; Babesiidae
Product: putative integral membrane protein
Exons: 5
Coding region: 91-2058 (655 amino acids)
Source: RefSeq, a predicted model, not a curated record
GUCUAAUACUAUCCAUAUUUAAAGUACAACAAUGUAGUCAAAUGUGCAUUAUAAUGUUCUCUGGUUGUCAUGUGCAACAUGUAAAGCGUGAUGGCAGCAGAAAAGUCGCCUUUAUUUUGUUAUAGAAGUUACGUUAAUUUGUCUUUUUAUAUUAUUGCUACCAUUCACAUCAUAAUAAUAUCAUUGCUACCCGCUGAUAGACACUUUAGUGUAUGUGUUUCGAGGAUAAUAGACCUCAAUUUCACGUCAUUUAAUAAUCGUCUUCUAAGAAGAUGUGUUAAGUCAUCUCCAAGUUCACUGAUAGGUGGCUCCAGGCCAUGCUUACCUAACAGUGAUGAUGGUAAAGUGACUUCGAAUGGCUUACUUUUGCCAUAUGGCUUCAUAUCUUCGGGUACUACAGAAUCUAAAUUGAUUUCUCCAUUUAGAAGGCGUAAAUCGCAGUUGAAUGCCUACGAUAGUGAGCAUGACCACAGUCUUUUGAAAGACCUGGCUUUAAAUAAGGAUGUUCUUUUUGACCAAUCUUUGGGCACGAAGUGCAAUUUUUAUCGCUAUUUUAACAUUACACAUGGCAAUGUGGAUGAGCAUCUUAGGUCAACUAUGGAUGAGCAUUUUGAGUCUCAAAGAGCGGCGGCAUCCAGAUCGUUGUAUGUUGUUGAUGGCAAUGCCUUCAAUGGUGACUACACUAAUUGGAGAUUGCCCAUUCCGCGUAGCAUGGCUUCAUAUGAGUUUGAAGGUUUGAAUCCCAAUGCUGGUAAGGUUGUUUCUGAAUAUUCCGAAGACGUCAAGCCUAAGUUUCCUGAUCCUUUAUUGGAUUCGAUAUAUGAUUUGAUUUCUGAACCAUCGUGUCCUCGUUAUGUUAAUUCUACAGAGUCCAUGAUAGAUUUGUACGACGAGGUUGGGGACGAUGAUUACUAUGAAACACGUGACUGCAAGGUGGUCAAGAAGGCCUACCUAGAGGAUGUAGAUAUCGUCUCAUCUGAGGAAACUAGACGUGAUGCUGAGAUGUUACACAAUGUAUUAUCCCAUCCUACGGAGUUUCCAUCCUAUCUCGACCCUGUUAAUCCGGCACAUCGUACUGGUCGUGGUAGGGAAUUACAACGUAUGCAAGACUCAGGUCGCUUGCAACGUCUUCGCUGGAACAUGGAUAUAGACCCAGCUGACGACAUUUUACGUGGUCACCGUGAAACUGGCAAUAAAAUUACGAAAGAGUUUUUGGAUUCUAUAGAGUGGGAGCAUCCCAUGCCAACGCAUUAUGACAACAACUUUUACAAACGUUCCUUUGCUGAGGGUGGUUUUGGCGAGUCUGAUAGAACUUCUGACAGUUAUUUCGACAUUCAGUUUAUUGGAUCGCCUGAUACUUAUCCUUUUGCUAUAUCUGCCGGUAUGCAAUUUACUUGGCCUAUAUAUUGGGUCCCUCUUUUGCGCAAGAAGCACCCUAAAAGAUAUGGUCAGCCUUUGCGUUCACCAGUUUUUAAUUUAGGUGGUAUUGAGCCUCUACAGCUAUGGUUUUAUCCUGAGGGUAAUGCAAGUACUCGUGAUGGAUUCUGUUCACUUAAGCUGGUUGCUCCCCCUGGCUGGUGUUUGCCAUAUCGCAUUUAUAUGUUUAUUUUUAGUGAGUACAACCGGACGGUUGUGGGUCCUAUGUAUAGGGAGUCCACUGAUUACAUUAACCGUUCGUUGAACUUUUGUAGGUUAGUUGGCAAGGGUGAUAAGGACUUUUUACGUAUGCGUGAAAACGACAAGGAUUACGUGAUCCUUGGUCCUGCGGGCAAUGUAUAUGUUGGCGUUGGCGUGGUUGAUGAGCCCUUACGUACCGUUGCUGGAUCUCACCGUUUUGCGUAUGACUGGGAUGAGGGAGACUAUGACUUUAACCAGUGGUUAAAGAAGCAGACUUCGGACCCUGAUGAUGCUUUUCAGCAAGAGACUGUCGAUCGUGACCGUACACAUAGUGUUUGGUAUGAAUCGCACAAAUACAAAUUCGUUCCCGAUCGCCAUAUAUCUCGUUAUUGGAAGCGUCGAUACAUCCGCGAGCUUGAUUGGCGUCAACCUACUUUUUAACUUAACUUUUAUUCACACACAUGUU